CCUCGAGUUUAUCUACAGCAUUCUAUUGAUAUCCAGACUGCGAUACUACGAUUGGUGAGUGAAAGAUUUCCAUAUAUAAAGCUGCCAAAAAAAAGGUUUAGUUUCUGACCCAGACGGUGCGCCUAUGCCAGUGUCAACGUUAUUCAACCGUGCUGAUGAGACUCCACGCGAGCCUAUUAGAUCACAAUGGGCCAGUCAAGAGACAAAAAGUCGCUUUUGGGCGACGUACAUGCAUGAAGCAGCUGAGCAUGAUGGACAAAUUCUCGACAAGUACAAAAGCGACAUGGAUAUCGUUCUAAUAUUCGCUGGUCUUUUUUCAGCUGUCACUACAUCCUUCAUUGUCAAUAUGCAGCAAAAUUUAGCUCCCGAUCCAACCACAGAGACCAACAUGCUUUUCAAGAAGCUAAUUCAUAUAAUUGACAAUUCAACAUUCCCAGGCAACGAUUUCGACACACCACCCUGGACUGGUCCUAGCUCCACCGAAAUAUGGGUUCAGUCGCUCAUAUAUGCAAGUCUAUCCGCGAGCCUUCUUGCAGCACUGGGAGCAAUGCUGGGCAAGCAAUGGCUCAAUCAUUUCUAACACUUUGAUCACGGAACGGUUGAUGGUCGUGGAAGGCAACGGCAACGGAAGCUUGAUGCUUUAUAUGCGUGGCAUUUCAACGCUAUUCUGGAAGGUCUUCCCGUCCUGUUGCAGCUGUCUUUGUUGU
Messenger RNA from Suillus subaureus, 707 nucleotides. RefSeq lists its product as uncharacterized. Bases 125 to 580 code for a protein of 151 amino acids. The record is from RefSeq and is a predicted model, not a curated record. Lineage: Eukaryota; Fungi; Basidiomycota; Agaricomycetes; Boletales; Suillaceae. The transcript is spliced from 3 exons.